Messenger RNA from Linderina pennispora, 910 nucleotides. RefSeq lists its product as uncharacterized. Lineage: Eukaryota; Fungi; Kickxellomycota; Kickxellomycetes; Kickxellales; Kickxellaceae. The transcript has a single exon. The coding region runs from base 145 to 723 and encodes 192 amino acids. The record is from RefSeq and is a predicted model, not a curated record.
GUGAAGAAAUAUAGGCCGUACUGCGCAAACAACAAAAAAAUCACGCUGGCCGCUGGUCGCCGAGGUUGGGGUUCAAAAUAUCUCUGAGCGCAUUGCGCUUCCUUCGACUCUCUUCCAACAGCACUUCAAAUUCUUACAAAAACCAUGGGAUUCCGGUCUCGUUCAAGCAGCAUAAACUCUUUGACCAAGCGCAUUUCCUGGCAUCGACGGACCUCAGACGCCAGCACUCAGCAGACGCUCUGCGACAGCCAGCCAGCAGCUCUCAAGACUCCAGAUGACUUUGCGUGGGUGCCGGUGAUCUCGGGCCACAUCCCAAUGAAUGCCGUGCAGGGCGGAGUGGAGCGCACCGGCGAGCCGCUGUUUAUCUGCCGGGCAUACCAUCGCGACGGCCUGCAUCCGGGCAGGGCCGGAAGGCAUCUGCGCACUGGCGCCAGCAUCGGGUACGGGUGGCAGGAGGUGGACGUCACAGAGUGCCAGGUGCUAUGUGGGCAGGGGACAAAGCUACGGUGGGUUGCACAGGAGGGUCCGUUGGAGAUCAACGGAUUCGUGCCUUUGCUUGCGGGGUUCGAGCACACAGGCGAGCCAUUGUAUGUGGCCAAGACGGUGCUGGGCGGCGCGCAGCAGCUCGGAAAGUGCGGUGUGCACAUCAAGCACGGCGCGUCGUUUGCGUUCAAUGGCCGCGAAAAGGCUGUUGCCGAGUACAUGGUGCUGGCAUAUGUGUAGGGCUCAUGUUGUAUAUAUUCCAAAAAUAAACAUCCUAGUUGACAUACGACAGAACCAUGUACUCGCUGGCGUCGCGCUCCUUGUGGCCGUACGGGUACGACAUGCCCUUCUUGAUAUGCGGGGCGCACUUGCCCAGCUGCUGCGAGCCAUCCACCAGUGUCUUUGCAAUGUACAGCGGCUCGCCCGA